UCUGUCUCUCCUGUGCCUCCGUAGUUAUGGUUUGUUCCUUUUUCCGGACGGUGUGUUGUUUAGUUAACGUUAGCUAGCCUACCUCAUAACGCCAAACGAAUUGUAAUGGUAACGUGUAAGAGGUCAUUUCAACAGUUUUAAACAUGUCAGAGAAAGGCGAAGUGGACUUAACUGGUGCUAAACAGAACACGGGCGUGUGGCUGGUAAAGGUGCCCAAAUACCUGUCACAGCAAUGGGCCAAAGCAUCAGGAAGAGGAGAGGUGGGGAAGCUCCGGAUCGGCAAGAACCAAGGGAAAGCAGAGGUGGCAUUCACUCUGAACGAAGACCUGACCAUGAUUGACAGCCUCGGGGACAAGCCAUCGGGGGUGCAGGCCCCCAGGGACCACCCGUUCACCAUGCAGACUGUAGGAGGACAGACCCUGGCCGUGUUCACUGAGACCCAGUCAGAGUCAUCUAAGGGCCAGUCAGAAGAGAGAUCUGAUGGCAGCAGCUCAGUUUCAGGGACAGGCCCAGAGAGAAUCUCCCUGGAGGGCCUGGUGGUGCAGAGAGCUGAGUGUAGACCUGCUGUCAGCGAAAGCUACAUGAAACUCAAGAGACUGCAGAUAGAAGAGUUAUCCAAGCCAUUGAGAUUGUCUCAGCAACUAGAAAAGGCUGUUACCACCAACUACAAACCAGUGGCCAAUCAUUCCUACAACCUGGAGUAUGACAGGAAGAAGAAGGACGAAGGUAAAAGAGCGAGGGCCGAUAAGCAGCAGGUGUUGGACAUGUUGUUCUCGGCUUUUGAGAAACACCAAUAUUACAACAUCAAGGACCUGGUGGACAUCACCAAACAACCUGUGAGUUACCUGAAAGAGAUUCUGCGUGACAUCGGCAUCUACAACGUGAAGGGAACCCACAAGAACACCUGGGAGCUCAAGCCAGAGUACAGACAUUACCAGGGAGGAGAGGAGGAGAAGGAGACCGACGACUAGCCUGGUCUGGGGGCUCCACCACUAGCCUGGUCUGGGGGCUCCACCACCAGGAGAAGGAGAACGACGACUAGCCUGGUCUGGGGGCUCCACCACUAGCCUGGUCUGGGGGCUCCACCACCAGGAGAAGGAGAACGACGACUAGCCUGGUCUGGGGGCUCCACCACUAGCCUGGUCUGGGGGCUCCACCACCAGGAGAAGGACGACUAGCCUGGUCUGGGGGCUCCACGACUAGCCUGGUCUGGGGGCUCCACCACCAGGAGAAGGACGACUAGCCUGGUCUGGGGGCUCCACCACCAGGAGAAGGACGACUAGCCUGGUCUGGGGCUCCAC
Messenger RNA from Salmo salar (Atlantic salmon), 1301 nucleotides. It is a transcript of the gene t2fb, whose product is annotated as Transcription initiation factor IIF subunit beta. The record is from RefSeq and is a predicted model, not a curated record. Lineage: Eukaryota; Metazoa; Chordata; Actinopteri; Salmoniformes; Salmonidae. Gene Ontology annotation, cellular component: transcription factor TFIIF complex. Gene Ontology annotation, biological process: transcription initiation at RNA polymerase II promoter; transcription by RNA polymerase II.